AUGUUCACGACCUGGCCUGCGAGGAGGCACGCGUGCAGCUCUCUCUUCUGCCACCUCCAUGGCGCCGGGAGCGCCAUGCUGUACCGCGUGCUGGAUGCGGUGACGUCGGUGAAAUGUGAGACCCGGCGGGCUCGCAAGCAGAUCAAGGUGCUCCAGGCCCUCGACGUCGCCGGGACGCAGCUGUACCACUUCACCACCAUCGUCAUCGCCGGCAUGGGCUUCUUCACGGACGCCUACGACCUGUUCUCCGUCUCCCUGAUCGCCGACCUCCUGGGCCACAUCUACUACCACUCGGCAGACGGCAAGCUCCCCGGCAAUGUCGCGGGCGCUGUCAGCGGCGUGGCGCUCUGCGGCACGGUCCUGGGGCAACUCUUCUUCGGCUGGCUCGGCGACAGGAUGGGGCGGAAGCGGAUCUACGGCGUCACGCUCAAGCUCAUGGUGGUGUGCUCACUCGCGUCCGGCCUCUCCUUCCACAACAAGCCCAAGUGUGUCGUGGCCACGCUGUGCUUCUUCCGCUUCUGGCUCGGCUUCGGCGUCGGCGGCGACUACCCGCUCUCGGCGACCAUCAUGUCCGAGUAUGCCAACAAAAGGACUCGCGGAGCCUUCAUAGCAGCGGUCUUCGCUAUGCAGGGUCUUGGAAACCUCGCUGCUGGGGCUGUUGUUCUGGUGCUCUCUGCGACGUUCAAGAACACGGCCGCGUACGAGACUGACCAGCUUGGGCAAGCGGACUACGUGUGGCGCAUUGUGCUCAUGCUGGGGGCCGUUCCUGCACUCCUCACCUACUACUGGCGCAUGAAGAUGCCUGAGACGGCGCGCUACACGGCGCUCAUCGCCAAGAACCUCAAGCUAGCAGCAUCCGACAUGGCCACGGUCCUUGACAUCGACUUCGUGUCGGACGCGGACGCAGACGCCGUCGUGAAGCAGGACGAGUUCGGCCUCUUCUCCAUGGAGUUCCUUCACAAGCAUGGUCGCCAGCUCCUCAGCACGACUACGUGUUGGUUCGUCCUCGACGUUGUCUUCUACUCUCUCAAUCUCUUCAUGAAGGACAUCUUCAACAACAUCGGCUGGUUUGGAGACGCGACCAUGAUGAGCCCUCUUGAGCAGACCUAUAAGAUAGCUCGCACGCAGGCCAUCAUCGUGGUCGGCGGUUCCCUGCCAGGUUACUUUCUCACCGUGCUAUUCGUCGACCGCAUCGGCCGCAUCAAGAUCCAACUCAUGGGGUUCACCAUGAUGACCAUUUUCAUGAUCGUACUCGCCGCGCCUUACAAGUUUUGGUCCAAACCCAACAUGCACAUAGGCUUCGCCAUCAUGUACGCCUUGAUCCUCUUCUUCGCAAACUUCGGCCCCAACUCCACCACAUUCAUCCUGCCCACGGAGAUAUUCCCGACGCGCCUGCGGUCGACGUGCAACGGCAUAUCGGCCGCCGGGGGAAAGUGUGGUGCAAUCAUCGGUGUUCUCUGGUUCCAGUAUUCUCAUACAAGCAUCCGGAGCUCUCUGCUUCUGCUGGCAGGGUGCAACCUGGUUGGACUCAUGUUCACUCUUGCCUUGCCCGAGUCCAAAGGGAUGUCACUCGAGGACAUCACGGGGGAAAUGGAGGAAGACAACGAACCACCAGAAGAAUCUAAAACGGUUGCUGAAGCUGAGUUCAUCUACAGCGUGGAAAUUUCUUCACCGUCUUGGAUCUUCGACUGCAUCGCCUCCCGCGGUGGCAACAUCCACAGCGUCGACGUCUUCGUCCCCAACGACGCCCCCGUCUUCUACGCCCGCAGGUACCCCAUCCAACUCACCCCCGCCUCCAUUUCCCACCUCUCCCUCUCUGCUCCUCCCUCCUUGCCCUCUCCCUUGGUAGAACUUCCUAAGGUCAAGAAGGCGGCCCCUUCCUCCGGAUCGCCGCCCACCGCCUCCUCGACGCCGGUGCCCGAGAAGGCCGUGUCGGCGCCCCCCGCCGCCCUCGCGCCAGACUCGCCGUCCGUGCGCACGCCCUACGAGGCGCACCACCGGCCAACGAAGUCCCAGACGUCCCCGUCCCCGCCGCCGCCGGACUAUGCGUUGCCCCCGCCGCCCAAGCCCAAGCCGGAGCCCAGGCUAUCCAAGCUCGAGUGGAGUACUGUCCAAACUGUAUUCACUGUCCAAACUGCAUCUAAGAACCCAUGGUUGUGCUUAUUUCUGAAGAUUGAAUGA
This is a messenger RNA of Triticum aestivum (bread wheat), 2181 nucleotides long. RefSeq names its product putative inorganic phosphate transporter 1-13. The record is from RefSeq and is a predicted model, not a curated record. Gene Ontology annotation, cellular component: membrane. Gene Ontology annotation, biological process: transmembrane transport. The coding region runs from base 1 to 2181 and encodes 726 amino acids. Lineage: Eukaryota; Viridiplantae; Streptophyta; Magnoliopsida; Poales; Poaceae. Gene Ontology annotation, molecular function: transmembrane transporter activity. The transcript has 6 exons.